This is a messenger RNA of Eptesicus fuscus (big brown bat), 1269 nucleotides long. RefSeq names its product TPD52 like 3 (gene TPD52L3). NCBI's taxonomy places the organism in Eukaryota, Metazoa, Chordata, Mammalia, Chiroptera, Vespertilionidae. Gene Ontology annotation, cellular component: cytoplasm. The transcript has a single exon. The record is from RefSeq and is a predicted model, not a curated record. The coding region runs from base 78 to 827 and encodes 249 amino acids.
CCCACGGGUCUGACUGUCCACUCUGCGCUCUAGGUCUUCCAUGCGCGGGUGGUGGCGUCCAUUCUACCCACCAAGAUAUGGAUCCCUCCGGCCUAGAGUCCCACCCUCCCCCCCAAGAGUCUGACCGCGCAGACCUAGAUUUCUACUCUCCUGGCCAAGAUUAUUUCUCCACUAGCCAUGAAUUCGACUCUCUCUACCUAGAAUUGGACUUGGACUCUGUUAACGAAGAUCUUUCUCAGCCCGUGACAGGCGCCAUGACAGAGACCUCUGCAUGCGCGUAUGAACCCCAUCCACCUACCAAACCAGAGGAUCUCACAGAGGCGGAGCAAAAAAAGCUCAAGUCCGAGCUCGCUAAAUUGGAAGCUGAAAUUGUAACCCUACGCCGUGCGCUGGCAGCCAAAGAAAGACACUGCGUGGAGCUCAAGAGGAAGCUGGGCCUCACGGCCUUGGUGGGGCUGAAGCAGAAUCUGUCCAAGAGCUGGCACGAGGUUCAGGUCUCCAACGCCUACAUGAAACAAAAGACGUCAGCUGCACUGUCCACCAUGGGCUCGGCCAUCUCCAAGAAGCUUGGAGACAUGAAGUCGUCAGCCACAUUCAGAUCCUUUGAAGGUCUGGUGGGGACAAUCAAAUCCAGAGUUGCAGGUGGCAGAGAGCUUGACAAUGACUUCCUUCCUUCUUCAGAGGGGUGUGGGGAUGAUUGGCCCCCAGUUUCGGGGAAUAGAGAUGAUUCACCCCCAAUUACAGGGAGUGAGAAUGAUUCAGUUCCAGGGAGUGGAGAUGAUCUGGUUACAGGAACUGGGGAUGACCUGCUUCCCUUUCUGGAGUAGGAAUGAGCCCUUUAUAACUUGCCUGGCCACCUAACCAAUGCAAGAACUCCCUUCCCUCAUCACAAUUGCAACUCUGCCCAUCAAAAACAAGCAACCUAACCACAGUGGUAAAGUUACUUCAGGAAAUGGACAGAGUCCGACUUUGAGAAAAAUAAUGUCCAUUUUACACAGGUACUUGCUGCUGUUGAGAUAGAAAAUCUAAUGUUUUGUACCUGGUUAUUUUACACUAAAGUGUGUAGAUCAAAUUCAUCACUAUACUAGCCUUCCUGGGGUUGCAUUUAAAUGGACAAAACAAUGGCUCCAGAGGGGUCUAAGGCCAAAGUCCAAACUUUUUUUGAAAACUAGUCUCAUCAGAAGGCAAAGUAGGUUUCUGUUUAAAACUGGGAAAAUGUAUAAAAUAGGCUAUAAAUCUAUCUACUCCUCAUCUCCUUCCUUCACUAAA